UAUGCUCUUCUCUGCAGCAGAACCUUACCUGUUCCUUGGUCCAGAGCUGUACAGUCUUCCGGCAUCGGCAUCUUUAGUGUGGGCACCUGGCUGUGACAGAAGCGCUGCACUUUGUCCACAGUCUCCGGUCAUCUCCUGUACUGUGUCCGCAGUCUCCGGUCAUCUCCUGUACUGUGUCCGCAGUCUCCGGUCAUCUCCUGUACUGUGUCCGCAGUCUCCGGUCAUCUCCUGUACUGUGUCCGCAGUCUCCGGUCAUCUCCUGUACUGUGUCCGCAGUCUCCGGUCAUCUCCUGUACUGUGUCCGCAGUCUCCGGUCAUCUCCUGUACUGUGUCCGCAGUCUCCGGUCAUCUCCUGUACUGUGUCCGCAGUCUCCGGUCAUCUCCUGUACUGUGUCUGCAGUCUCCGGUCAUCUCCUGUACUGUGUCUGCAGUCUCCGGUCAUCUCCUGUACUGUGUCCGCAGUCUCUGGUCACCUCCUGUAGUACAUCCACAGUCUCCGGUCAUCUCCUGUACUGUGUCCGCAGUCUCUGGUCAUCUCCUGUACUGUGUCCGCAGUCUCUGGUCAUCUCCUGUAAAAAGUCUGCAGUCUCUGGUCAUCUCCUGUAGUACGUCUGCAGUGUCUGGUCAUCUCCUG
This is a messenger RNA of Staurois parvus, 634 nucleotides long. NCBI's taxonomy places the organism in Eukaryota, Metazoa, Chordata, Amphibia, Anura, Ranidae. The record is from the annotation of a GenBank genome assembly.